Molecule: messenger RNA, 1593 nt
Organism: Effrenium voratum
Lineage: Eukaryota; Dinophyceae; Suessiales; Symbiodiniaceae
Source: the annotation of a GenBank genome assembly
AUGCGCGGCCUGCUCUGCGCAUGUCUGUGUGGACUCGCUUCGCAAGCUUUGGGCCAAUGCGCCGAGAGCGAGGAGGCGUGCCUGUUGGCGACCAGAGCCCGGGUCGAGCUUGAGGACGAUGCGGCCAAAAGCGCCCAUCGCCGCCGACACCAGAGCAACGGGCAUCGUCGUCGGCGCAUGUCCAACUCCGGGGCCUACGACCUAUUCAUGGAGUCCUACGACGAGAUCGCGGUCUUCAACGAGGGCAUGGGCUAUCUCAAGUCCUUUGUGUCGUAUGCGAUAAGCCUGAUUCCCUAUGUCGGGCCAUUGUUCAGCCUCUUGGUCAAUGCCUUCUGGGGGGAGAAGGGCGACCAUGACAAAGCACUGAUCGAGGCCAUUCAGAAGUGGACCACCAGAUAUGUGGGCUCCGCCAUCACCAAGACCUUGCACGAGCAGAUGCAGGGGAAGUUCCAAGCCAUGCGCCAAGGCUUCAAGUCCUACAAGCAGUGCAAGAGCCACGUGGAGGAGAAGACGACGGCAGCUUUGGAGCGGCAGAUCGAGAAGUGCGACAACACUUUGGUGACCCUGUGCUCGGGCAGCGAGGGCGCCCUGAGCCUGGUGAACGCUAGCAGCUACAGAGGCCGGCUCAUGUCUGACUAUGUGAUGGCCGCCACUAUCAAGCUGAGCCUUUGGCGUGAGCGCUACGAUGCGGCAGCCUACUACAAGAAUAAGACGAAUACCUCGUCCAGCCUCUUUCCGAGUACCAAAGAGGCUUUGGAAAGAAUGAAGGAGCACUACGAGAGGAUCGAGGAGGACCUGGCCAGCAUGGUGCCGGAAUGGUCUUCUUGGAGGUGGGAUAGCAUCGACAUCAAGGACGAGAGCUAUACCUCAAUGCGGCGGCGGGUUGGGGAACGUUGCAGCGCCUUCAAGUUGGAAGACGACGUGCGCCCGGAGUACGACCAGGACUUCGACAACAUCAAGUGCCAGGUGGCCCGAUGGAGGGUGAAGUUCAGUGAGAUGGUGCCCAUUUUGAAGAUGUUCACCGGUUUGCAUCAGCUCAUCCCUGGUGAAGAGCUUCAGCCGCUGCGGCACGGCAAGGUGCUGCCCAAGGUCCUGAGCCUGGGCCCCUUCUCCGCUUGGAUCAACGGGGACGCGCAGAUGACGGAACAGAACCAGAACCGCAUGGCUUACCCCAACAAGGAGAUCCCGCACACGGAAUUCCUGCGCUGGGCGAGUCUGGAUUCGGUACGGAAGGCGGCCCAGCUGGACCAAUUGACCUUCUACUCCAGCAGAAAAGCUGUCCGAGUCCUGCGGCUGCCCGAGACAUCCACGGGAGGCGACACGACUUUACUGAUGAGCUUGCCCUAUGAUCAGUGUGGUCUACACCUGGGCUAUCGCAGCGGCAGGCUCCAAUCCUGGAUUAGCUUCGAGAUCAAGAACCUCACCAAGGUGUGGGCCGGCACGGACAAUAGCCACGGGUAUUUCAACUCUGGGGCCUUCGUGUGCGGGCUGUACAAGUUCCGGCAGAUCACCCAGAUUCGGUCCAACGCUUACAGCACCGGGGACGCCUUCAUGGUGAGCUUCCAGUUCUUCCCCGGGGAAGCCCAGCGGUGA